Messenger RNA from Peromyscus californicus insignis, 752 nucleotides. Its product is annotated as monoacylglycerol lipase ABHD6-like. The record is from RefSeq and is a predicted model, not a curated record. Lineage: Eukaryota; Metazoa; Chordata; Mammalia; Rodentia; Cricetidae.
AUGCAAGUCUGCUAUGUACACCAUGAGGACUAUCAGUUCUGUUACUCCUUCCGGGGUAGGCCAGGACACAAACCGUCCAUCCUCAUGCUCCAUGGAUUCUCUGAACACAAGGAUAUGUGGCUCAGUGUAGUCAAGUUCCUUCCGAAGAACCUGCACUUGGUCUGCAUGGACAUGCCUGGUCAUGAAGGCACCACCCGCUCGUCCCUGGAUGACCUGUCUAUAGAUGGGCAAGUUAAGAGGGUACAUCAGUUUGUAGAGUGCCUUAAGCUGAACAAAAAGCCCUUUCACGUUAUAGGCACCUCCAUGGGUGGCCACGUGACUGGAGUAUACGCUGCUUACUACCCAUCUGAUGUCUGCAGCCUGUGUCUUGUGUGCUCUGCUGGCCUGCAGUAUUCAACUGACAAUCAGUUUGUACACUCGGCUGCCAUUCAGAAAAUUCCCUUGAUCCCAUCCACCCCAGAAGAGAUGAGUGAGAUGCUCCAGCUCUGCUCCUAUGUCCGAUUCAAAGUGCCCCAGCAGAUCCUUCAAGGCCUUGUUGAUGUUCGCAUCCCUCAUAACAGUUUCUACCAGAAACUGUUUUUGGAAAUUGUCAGUGAGAAAUCCAGAUACUCUCUGCAUCAGAACAUGGACAAGAUCAAGGUCCCAACACAGAUCAUUUGGGGAAAACAGGACCAGGAUAAAGAUACCUUCGCCCAUACCCAGCAGGAAGCGAUUUCAAGAAUGUGACGCCCACAUUCCCAAAGAGGUGGUGU